GCGCCGACGGCGAGACCGCCCCCCUCUCCUCCCUCUCCGCCGGCGACUCGAUCCUCGCGGCGGCGGCGGACGGCACCCUCGCUUUCGAUGCCGGGCACCCUCGGCUUCGACGUCGUCUCCUCCUUCUCGCUGGCCGACCCGUCCGCCAAGGCGGCCUUCCUCUCGCUGACGACCGCAACGGCGACGGUCACGCUCACCCCGACGCACAAGCUGCCCGCCGGCCCGGCAAAGGCGCUCAAGCAGGCGUCCGAGGUUGCCGUCGGAGAGACGGUCUGGAUCGCGUCGCCGGCCGCGGGCACGCUCGCGCCCGUCCUCGGGAUCGCCUCGGUCGAGGCCGAAGGGCUGCACAGCCCGCUCACCAAGCACGGAGGCUGGCCGGUCGUCGACGGCGUCGCGACCUCGUACAACAGCGCGGCCGUCGUCGCGCGCAACAAGUACCUCGUCCCGCUCGUCGAGGCGGUCUGCCCCUCCCUCGCCCGCCUCGUCGUGGCGGCCGUGAGUCCAAAGGCGAUGCACUACAUCGAUGGCGAGGUGGUCGAGCCAAUCUCGUCGCUCGAGGUCGCCGCUGCCGUGGCCGUCACGCUCACGGCCGCCGGGGCCGGCGUUCUGGCGCGCGCUCAAGCUCGCGCCUUCGUUUCUGCCUCGUAUUAG
Molecule: messenger RNA, 651 nt
Organism: Emiliania huxleyi CCMP1516
Lineage: Eukaryota; Haptophyta; Isochrysidales; Noelaerhabdaceae
Exons: 4
Biological process (GO): protein autoprocessing
Source: RefSeq, a predicted model, not a curated record